Dermatophagoides pteronyssinus (European house dust mite) is the source of this 2851-nucleotide messenger RNA. RefSeq lists its product as uncharacterized. NCBI's taxonomy places the organism in Eukaryota, Metazoa, Arthropoda, Arachnida, Sarcoptiformes, Pyroglyphidae. Gene Ontology annotation, biological process: regulation of transcription by RNA polymerase II. The record is from RefSeq and is a predicted model, not a curated record. Gene Ontology annotation, cellular component: nucleus. Gene Ontology annotation, molecular function: DNA-binding transcription factor activity, RNA polymerase II-specific; RNA polymerase II cis-regulatory region sequence-specific DNA binding.
CAACAACAACAACAAAAUCACCAACAAAAACAAAUUAUUCGAGUCAACAAUUAUCAUUAUUGUCAUCAUCAUCAUCAUCAUCUUCAUCAUCUUCGUCUUCAUCAUCCGUAUCAUCACCACCGUUGCCAUUUUCACAAUUAUUACCUACAAGCAAUAAUAGUGGUAGUAGUUUAACUGCUACAACAUCACCGGUAAAUAUUUCCGGUGGUGGUAAUAUUGGCCAUUCUCAUCAUUUUGAACAACAACAACAACAUUCACAUCCGUUACAUGGAUCAUCGAACAGCAAUAAUUCAAAUAUUCUCAUCAAUAACAAUGAUAAUAAUAAUAGUGAUGGUAAUAAUCAUCAAUCAUCAUCAUUGAUAACUAUGCAUCAUUCUAAAACACCACCAAUACAGCAACCACCACCACCACCAUUAUCAUCAACAUCACCAAUAUCAAUGAUGGCUACAACAAUCGAUCAACAACAACAACAAUCAAAUAUUACAAUCGAUAGUGGUAGCAAUAUUGAUCAUGAACAUAUAUCACACGUUCAUCAUCAACAUCAUCAUCAUCCACAACAACAACAACAACAACAGCAUCCACAAUUUUCACAUCAGUUACAUUCACAUCCGCAUCUUUCUCAUCAUCUUCAUAAUCAUCAUCAACAACAGCAGCAUCAUCAUCAUCAUUAUCAACAACAGCAACAACAUCAUCAACAACAACAACAACAGCAGCAACAACAGCAAAGAAUUCGUCGUCCAAUGAAUGCUUUUAUGGUAUGGGCAAAAGCUGAACGUAAACGUUUGGCCGAUGAAAAUCCGGAUCUACAUAAUGCGGAUCUAAGUAAAAUGCUUGGUAAAAGAUGGAAAUCAUUAUCACAUCAGGAACGUCGUCCAUUUGUUGAAGAAGCCGAAAGACUUCGUGUACAACAUAUGCAAGAUCAUCCAAAUUAUAAAUAUAGACCAAGAAGAAAAAAGAAUAGUAAACGUAAUGUGACAACAACAACAACAGUAUCAUCAAAUGCACAAUCAUCAUCAUCAACAUCACCAAAAUCGAUUACAAAUCGUAAUAAUGGCCAUAUAAAAAAUUCAAAAAAAUUGAAUCAUUUAAAUUGUAAUACGGAUGAUAAUAAUCUAAUAUCACCAACAUUAUCAUCAACAUCAUCAUCAUCGGCAUUAUUAUAUUCCCAUCAACAACAGCAACAACAACAACAAAUACCAUCAUCACAAUUAAUGGUCGCAACACAUGAUAUGGCCGAUAAUUCAUCCAUUAGUUCACCAUCAUUAGAUUAUGGUGGUGUUCAAACACCCGAUUCAUCACCACAUGGUAGUCCUAUUUCAUCCGCUUUAAAUCCACAAUCCAAUGAUAUAAUCUAUAAUAAUAAUAAUAGAUUUAAUCAACAUUCACCACGUUCAUUUUAUCAUAAUCAUAAUAAUUAUACCGCCAACUCUACCACCGGUCAACAAUUAUCAUCGAUAGGUUCGAUGAAUAAUUCAAUUCAAUCAUCAUCAGGUCGACAAACAACAGCAACAACAUUAGUCAUGAAUGAUCAGAUCUCUUUAACAAAUCCAUUGGAUUAUCCACCACCACCACCGUUAUCAUCAUUAUCUCAACAAGGAAAAGGAAAUUCACGUGAAACAAUAAAAUCUUUACCAACACCGGAACUGUCACCUGUUGAAAAUGAUUUACAUCACUCCAAUCAUCAUCAUCAUCAUCUACUUCACAAUCAACAACAUGGAUACGGGCUACAUACAAGUGGAUCUCAACAUCAUCCUCAUCAUCAUCAUCAGCAUUAUCAUUCACCUAUGAAUGAUUUACAUACAAUGUAUCCGCCAGUACCAUCAUCACAACAACAAUCGAUUUUCCAUCAUAAUCAUCAUACACAGCAACAACAACAACAAUUUCAUCAUGCACAAACAUAUGGUGUUGAUAAUAAUAAUAAAUCAUUAGCGACUAAAUCAUUAGCUAAUAAUGAUAAUGAAUUGAAUAAUUCAAAUCAAAAAUCAUCAACUGAUCCAUUCAAUGAAUUAUUAAAUCGUUUUAGUGGUUCAUCAACAUUUUUACGGAAUGUAUGUCCACCAUAUUCUUAUCGUCAUCAUCAACAGCAACAACAACAAUUAUCACCACCGAAUCAUCAAUCAGAUUCAUCAUCAUCAGCUAUAAACACUGUUGGUGAUGAUCAACGUAAUUGUAGUCCAUAUUCUGGAAUGGAAAAAUCUCCAAUGAAUUAUCCUUAUGAUCAACCACCAGCACAACCAAGAUCAAUGCUACAACAUCAAUUAGAAUUACCAAUCAAUAAUAAUGAAUCAUCAUCAUCUGUAUCAUCAAUUUUGCCAAUAUCAUCAUCAUCAUCAUAUCAUCAUCAUAGAUCAUGGUCAACACCAAUUGAAUCAUCAAUGAUGAUGAAUCAAACAUUAUAUGGUUAUUCAUCAAUGUAUAAUCAUAAUAAUAAUAUAAAAAAUGAAUCCAAACCAGAAUUGUCAAUGUAUACCGGUAAUGUUUAUCAAUCAAAUGAUACAAAUCUUUACUACGGACAAAAUAAUUUCGAAAUCGGUGGUGGUGAUGGUCGUAUUAGCAAUAGUAAUAAUGAUCCAAAUAUUGCAUUCCAUUAUGGUACAAAUAAUAAUAAUAAUAAUAGUCCAGGAUCAAAUCCAAUCAUAUCGAAUGAAUUACAUUCAGAUUUAAUAUCAACAAGUGGUAAUGGUGGAAUGGAUGGUACAGCAACAUCCAUAUCAUCAUCUUUAUUAACAACAGCAACACCAACGACGACACCAACAACAACGAUGAAUAAUUAUAAUCAUUGUGAUUCAUCAAGUAAUUCCGAAUUGAUUGCUGCAUUAGCCGAAACUCGUGAGAUUAUUUCAUAAAAAAA